UUCCGGGGGCGGGGCUUCGGAAAGGGAAGCGGCGGAGGGGCGGCAGAGCCUGCGCCGGCCGGCCUGGGCCCCCCCCCCCGGCCACCUUGGACGGCGUCCCGCCAGGGCGCCACCGCGGAGCCGCGGCGGUGAUGUCCGAGAUGGAGACGGAGGCCACGGUGCCCAUCUGGCAGAACAGGCCCCACGGCUCGGCGCGCAGCGUGGUGCGAAGGAUCGGCACAAACCUGCCCCUCAAGCCGUGCCCGCGGGCGUCCUUUGAGGUCCUGCCCAGCGUCUCGGACCUGUGCCCGAGCGAUGCACCCCCGGUGCCCACCCUGGCCGACAUCGCCUGGAUCGCCGCCGACGACGAGGAGACCUAUGCCCGCGUCAGGAGCGACGCUCGGCCCCUGCGGCACAAGUGGAAGCCCAGCCCUCUGUGCGUCAUGCAGCGCAACGCCUCGGUGCCCAACCUGCGGGCGCAGGACGGGAGGCUGCUGGCCCUGAAGAAGCCGGGGCUGCCCGCCCUCAGCCGCACCGCCGACCUGCAGGACGAGCUGACCCACCUGCGCAGCCAGAUCGCCAAGAUCGUCGCCGCCGGGAGCACGGCCUCGGCCGGCCCGCCGCCCAGCGGGGCCCCCGCGUCCUCUCCCUUCCCCGCCUUGGCCUCCUUCCCCUCCACGACGUCCUUCGUCAUCAGCGACAUCACCGAGGAGGCCGAGCCGGAGGGGCCGGAGCCGGGCGGGACCCCCGGCCCCUGCCCCGCGCCCGCCGCCACCACCCCGGGAGAGGGCUCGGCCGAAGAGGACAACUGCGUUUCCCUGUCCAAGGCCAGCAGCUUCGCGGACAUGCUGGGCAUCCUCAAGGACAUUCACAGGCUCAGGCAGGGCCAAGAUGGGAGCCGGGGGACGCUGAAGGAUGGGGAGGACCCGGCCACCCUCAUCUCCGAGGUCCUGAGGAGAAAGUUUGCGCUGAAAGCGGAAGACGUGAGCGGGAAGGGACAGUGAGCAGGGUGGACCCCGGGCCGCCCCUCCGUGCCCCCUCCGGCCCACCCCUCUCCGCCCUCACAGACUCCCGCUUCCCGUAGUCCCUCUCGCCCCGGCCUUGCUCUCCCCCAGGAUGGCCGGUGGGGGCAGAGGCCGGGGGAGGGGCAGUUUUGGGGGCGGGGUGGGGGGGUGGUCCCCUACCUCCCCCUCGGAUGUGUGGUGCUGCUACCCCGGGGCCCUUUUUCAUACACCGAUUUUCUAACUCUAAACACCUGCCGCCUCGCCCUCCCUCCUUCCACGCCAGGAACCAUUUUUGCAACUGUGUUAAGUCCAAAGGUGGGAGGGGGGGCGGCGGUGAGGCUGCCCACCCCUCCCCCUGCACUGGGGCAGCCGCCCCCCUUUAUUUACAUAGAAAGUCAGGGUCCCACCCCCCCCCCACCCCACCCGCCGUCCCCCGGUUGCUCAGCCCAGCCUGUGCUUGAUCACCCUGUUCCCCUGCGAGUCCUGGGAGAAGAGCAGUGCGGCCUGGGACCCGAGCGACAGGGACCGGGGGGCGGGGGGCGGGCCGGGGCUGCCCCCCUGCAGGUUGGUGGUCUCGCGGAAAGGCCGGCGGCGAGCGGUGACCCCGCAUCCCUGGGAGUCCUCGGCGAAGAGCCGGCCGCAGCCGGCGACGGAGGGGCCGGGGCUCCGGCGGCCCGCCCCGCCACGGGGCGGGCUGCCUCCUGCCUCUGUCCGCCCGUGGGCCAGGACCCGGUAGCCUUCCGAAUCCUGCGUGAAAGCACACGCAAGCGAGUCCUCCUCCCUGGGAGGAACGAAGCAGCGCGGCGGGGGCUGGAGCGGGCCCCGGAGGCGCUGGCCGGCGGGGGCCGGGGAGGCCGUGGGCUCCCGUGGGAGGACGGGGGAGCGGACGGCGGCCCGGACCCCCGGCGGAGGGGUCCGCCGCUCCCUGGGGCUCGGCGGGUGAGGGCGAGGACUCUGAGCAGUUGGCCUCUUCGCCUCGGCGCCGCGUCGCGCGCUCACGCUCCCUCCACCGACGGUUUGGCCUGAAAGACGCACGGAGCUGAAUAAACACACGCUGACCUGCGC
Molecule: messenger RNA, 2048 nt
Organism: Ornithorhynchus anatinus (platypus)
Lineage: Eukaryota; Metazoa; Chordata; Mammalia; Monotremata; Ornithorhynchidae
Gene: MTFR1L
Product: mitochondrial fission regulator 1 like
Exons: 7
Coding region: 132-983 (283 amino acids)
Biological process (GO): mitochondrial fission; aerobic respiration
Cellular component (GO): mitochondrion
Source: RefSeq, a predicted model, not a curated record